Molecule: messenger RNA, 2382 nt
Organism: Cuscuta campestris
Lineage: Eukaryota; Viridiplantae; Streptophyta; Magnoliopsida; Solanales; Convolvulaceae
Source: the annotation of a GenBank genome assembly
CUACCUUUCUUCCUGCAACUUUCUUGUCUGAUCAUUAUCUGUAUGCCUUCCGAUUUUCAGAGGAUGAUGAGCUAUUAUGUAAAGGAAUGGAAUUAGUCAUCUUUACAUUGGAGAAUUUUUUAAGCAGCUUAUGAUGGCGAAGAAAGGACGGAAGGCGUCCACGAAACAGUUUUCGAGCCAUAUCGACCCUCGGAAGGAAGAAGAGCUCAAAUGGAUCAAAACAGAAGUUGAGAACAAUGUGAGAAGGAUUGUAAUGCUGAUCAAGAGCAGUGUGAACCAAAGCAAUCGCGACUCGAACCAAAGGAGGAAGACGGAACUAAUCCAACUUGUGGAAGAUUUCCACAAAAAAUACCAUUCUCUUUACUCCCUCUAUGACAAUCUCAAGGGAGAGGUUAGGGAAAAGUGCAGCGCGAAGAACGACAGACAUGGUGUUGAUUCAUCAUCAUCGUCAUCAUCUUCUUCUUCAGUGUCGAGCUCAGAUUCAGAAUCCUAUUUUUCGCCUGAGGAGGCUGCUGCAGGCGGAGGAGGAGGAGGAGGCAGAAGUGGUGGUUCAUCCGGCAGCGAGUCUUCCAACAAAAGAAUUAGGAAGCCACAUCGCAGCCGAGAAGAAAAACCACCAAACAUUGCUGUUGAAACUCCGGAUUCUGAGGAUGUCAUCCUUAAGGAUACGUUGACAUCCACGACCGAAGUGAAUGUGGAUGGUUUGGAUUCAACCCUUGGAUCUUCGUCAUUUGAUGACAGAGUGCCUCGACCAGAGGAACUCUUCAUCAAAGACUUGAGUGUUCAAUCAGACGAGAACGAGAGCAAGCUAAUGAAAGAAUGCUCCAACUUGAAGGAAAAAUUGGUUGAGAAGGAAGAACUUCUGUUGUGUGUUACCAAGGAAUACGAGGAUCGAGUGGCUAGUUUGAAGCUCGAGCUCGAAAACUCUCGCGCGAAAAUGAGAGAGUUCGAAGAGAAGAUGGAGAGAAAAUUGGAGAAAUUGAGAGCAUGUGAAGAGAGGAAAGGCAUGGAGGAUCAAAUUGAAAGUUUGAAUCUGCAGAAGGCUGCACUUGAGGAAAGACUAGAAUGCAGAUCAAAUGAGCUCAAACAAUUGGAAUCAGCCAAUUCUUCAUUACAAGCUAAGAUCAAAGAAAUGGAAACCAAAGAUAAAGAAAAAGAAGAUGAAAUUUCCGCUCUUCUUCAGAAAAACCACGAAAACAGAAAAGAUGAAAGAUCUCAUCAAGUCAACGGCAUGACAGAAAAGAUCAACUCUUUGCAACAAGAGAUAUUGUCAAUGAGCAAUCAAAAACUAGAACUGGAAACGUUACUUGAGGAGAAAUGUAGAGAAAUAUCGGAAUGCCAUUCGGAGGUAGAAUCAAUGAAACAAAAGAUUUCAUUGUAUAAUCAUCAAAAGAGCAGUUUCAACGACAGGUCAUCACGGAGCAUAGAAAAGGAAGAAGGAGAAGAAGAAGAAGACUUGAGGAGUAGAAUCGCUCAACAAGAACACACCAUAAAAAAGCUGAAGAACCAACACAUAGAAAUGAAGGAAAAAUUCGAAGAAGCCAACACGAAUUUCCAGAACGCGGAGAGGAAGAUAGACGAGAUGCUAGAGGAGUUGAGGAAGAAGUACGAAGACAGCCUCAGGAUCUUGAGCAGGAGGAUCCGAGUUGCAGAACAACUGCACACGGAGAACAAGGAAUGGUACCUCAAAACAAGAGAAACGUACGAGAGAGAGAACAAAGAGCUCAAAGAACUCGCGACGACACACAACAACGGAGUCAAGAGGAUCCAAGAAAUGUCGGUGGUUGCCAACGAAGCACUGGCCUCCCUCGACGCGGUUUCUCUGCAGUUCGAAAAGUGCACGUCGAACUUCGUCAGCCGAAUCUCGAGCGUCUCGUGCGAGCUCAACUUUGCGAAGGAUUGGGUUUCGAGGAAACAGAAAGCCAUGGCCCACGUGAAAGGCGACGUGGAUUGCCUCGUGUCGCAGCUGGGCGUAAAGGAGAGGGAGAUUAUGGUUUACCGGGAAAAAGUUUGGAAGUCGGAGAAUAAAGUGAGGGAACUCGAGAAGAUCGUCAAAGAAAGCGAGGAUGCAAUGUGUGACCUGAAAGAAGAAAAGAGGGAAGCCAUCAGGCAGUUGUGUGUGUGGAUUGAUUAUCAUAGGAGCAGGUGUGAUUAUUACAAGAAAAUGCUUGCUGAAGUUGGCUGCUUCAUUAAGACUCCAUAGAUGAAAUUUCUUGAUUCUUACAAGAACAUGUAUUUUUUUUUCUUGUUUGAUUUUUGAAAAAGACAAGCAGCUAGUUAGCAUAUAUACUGGAUAAGCAGUGUGAUGCUCUUGUCAAUCAUCACUAAUUGUGAUUUGUGACAAGACAAAAUUUUGUAGUUGCAUAAAGCUUAUUACAUAGU